CACUAAAUCAGUUCUUUUACCUCUUCGCUCUCGAUCACACAACAUUGCAAAAACGUCAGAGGAUUUUAAGCUUGGACAGCAAGGUACACUUUGGGGAGAUAUGGCACAAGAGGAACCCCAUAAGCAGCACGUUUCAGAGCUGCGAGUGGUUGUGCUUGGUGCCAAUCGGUCUGGCAAAACGUCUCUGAUCAACAGAAUUCUUGGUCCUGGUCACAAUUCACCCAGAACCCUUCAGACGAGACAAGGUGAGGUCCAAGGGAGGAGAGUGGUGAUGGUCGACACCGUUGGAUGGUGGAGGAACUUCCGGUUGGUUGACACGGCGGAGUUCAUCAAACAGAAGCUUCAGCUGAGCGCGUCCAUGUGUCCACCGGGACCCCACGCCUUCCUCUUGACCGUCAUGACAGACAUACCUUUCGAUUAUGACAAUAGGAGAGCCAUAGAGGAACACCUGAGUCUCUUUGGUGAAAACAUCUGGCAGCACGCCAUAAUAGUGUUCACCAGAGGGGGUACUCUGGAGGGCAAAACCGUAGAGGAACACAUUGAGAGUGAGGGGAAGGCCUUGAAGUGGCUGGUGGAAAAAUGUGGGAACAGAUAUUGUGUCUUUGAGAGCAAAUAUAGUAAGGAUGAUCAGAUUCCAAAACUGCUAGAGCAGAUAGAUGCUGUGACAAGGGUUAAUGGCAGGAGACAUUUCCGGCUUGAUGAGAGGACACAACUGAAGGUUCAAGACAAGACAAGAUCAGUGAAGGAGAAAGCAGCAGACAGACGUAUGAUUAAACAAAGCAAAACACUGAGAGAAGGGAAGGGUAUGCCAUCAUCAGAACUAGCAAUCCUUGUACUGGGGUGGGUGAACUCCAAGAAAACAUCCGCAAUUAAUUUAAUUUUGAAUAGAGAAGAGCAUUUUACUAAGAGGACUAAGUCAGCGGAGAUGCUUAGCGGAGAGGUGGAAGGACUUAAGCUCUCUGUUGUUGACACCCCUGGCUGGUGGAAGUUCUUCCCUGCCGAGUUGAACCCUGACUGGGUGAAGAUAGAGCUCCAGAGAAGUCUGACAGUCGGCUCCAAUGCUCCCCAUGCUGUGCUACUUGCAGUUCCAGCAGACACUACAUUCUUGGAGGAACAGCGGAAGAUCACGGAGGACAACAUGAGGAUGAUGUUUGGAGAGCAGGUCUGGAGACACACCAUAGUGCUGUUCACGUGCGGGGACCUGUUGGGAGACACCAGCAUAGAGGAGCAUAUCGAGAGGGAGGGAGAACCCCUGAAGUGGGUCGUGGAGAAGUGUGGGAAUCGAUACCACGUCUUUGACAACGUCAACACAGAAGACAGAUCUCAGGUGAGGGACUUGCUGGAGAUUAUCAAAGAGAUCGAAGAGCCAAAUGAAAUCUUAGAAAUGGACCAGACCCUGGAAGAGUCAGAAAUGGAAAAUAAACUUGCAAAAUUAAUGAAUGACUUGUGGGAAGAGGAAAACAAACAGAUGGAAGCUAAUGCAGAAGUAUCAAGUAAAAGAGAUGGCAUUGACUUUUUACACAUCCUGAUAUGA
Engraulis encrasicolus (European anchovy) is the source of this 1534-nucleotide messenger RNA. Its product is annotated as GTPase IMAP family member 8-like. Gene Ontology annotation, molecular function: GTP binding. The record is from RefSeq and is a predicted model, not a curated record. The coding region runs from base 101 to 1534 and encodes 477 amino acids. The transcript is spliced from 4 exons. Lineage: Eukaryota; Metazoa; Chordata; Actinopteri; Clupeiformes; Engraulidae.